Messenger RNA from Lycium barbarum (goji berry), 1233 nucleotides. RefSeq names its product UDP-N-acetylglucosamine transporter UGNT1-like. Gene Ontology annotation, molecular function: antiporter activity; GDP-fucose transmembrane transporter activity. The coding region runs from base 335 to 1144 and encodes 269 amino acids. Gene Ontology annotation, cellular component: Golgi apparatus. Lineage: Eukaryota; Viridiplantae; Streptophyta; Magnoliopsida; Solanales; Solanaceae. The record is from RefSeq and is a predicted model, not a curated record. The transcript is spliced from 10 exons.
UAAUUUUACUCUUUCAGAAUAAAAAAAUGGAUUCUUGCAUGUUAAAAAUGGGCAGCUCGGUGCACAAAACAUUCUGUGUUAGCAGAGUCCAGGAAGAGUCGCAUCCAAGUGUUGUGACGUAGACUAUCCUAAAGUGGUUGCUUUUAUGACUUGAACCCGUGACUUACAGGUCAGACGGAUAACUUUACGAUUGCUCCAAGCCUAAAUCAGGCGAAGCCACCAUUCCAGUUACGUGUUCGGCGGAACAAGGAGACCAAUUCUCUUGGUGAUAUUCAAUAAGGCAGCUCUCUCAUCUUAUGAGUUUCCAUGUGCAAAUGUGAUCACACUUUUUCAGAUGCUAAGUUCGAGUUUGAUUCUCUAUGCUUUGAGGCGCUGGAAAGUUAUAUUUUUCACAGUUCAGGAUUCAAAUAUUGUGGUUAAGCACACAACAAACCUCGUACCAUUUAAGACAGUACUGCAUUGCACUCCCGUGGCAUUAUCAUAUUUGCUUUACAUGCUGGUUUCCAUGGAAUCCAUUCGUGGAAUUAGUGUUCCUAUGUACACCACUUUGAGACGGACAAGUGUUGUUUUUACAAUGAUGGCAGAGUAUUUUUUGGCACGAAAAAAAUAUUCAUCACAUGUUGUUGCAUGUGUAGGAAUAAUCAUGCUUGGUGCAUUCGUUGCUGGUGCUCGGGACCUGUCAUUUGACUACUACAGCUAUACCAUUGUUUUCGUCUCGAACAUAACUACAGCAAUAUACCUGGCUUGUAUAUGUAGCAUUGGAGAAUCGAGUGGCCUUAACAGCUUCGGCCUGAUGUGGUGUAAUGGUAUAAUAUGUACUCCGAUUUUGCUACUUUGGACAGCAUACAGAGGCGAUUUAGAAGCUACAAGAAAUUUUCCAUACUUGUAUACCCCCGGCUUUCAGGCUGUGAUUUUUCUGUCGUGUGCUCUGGCUUUCUUAUUGAACUAUUCCGUAUUCCUAAAUACAACUAUCAAUUCUGCACUAACACAGACAGUCUGCGGAAAUCUUAAGGACUUGUUUACUGUUGGGUUUGGCUGGAUAGUUUUCAGAGAACUUCCAUUUGAUCUGUUGAAUAUUGUUGGCCAAUUUCUUAGCUUUCUGGGAUCUUGUCUGUAUGCUUACUGUAAACUCAAAGGCAUUUAGCUGCCUAAAUGAUGUAUCAUCAUCUUGGUGGAAUUAUAGCUAUAGAUCCAUAAUAUAUUCAAUAUUUUCUCUAUAUCUUGGUGGAAAUA